CAAUCCCAGGCUAGAUCCUGUUAAGCACUCUUUAGAGAUGCAUGGCCUCAAAGUGAAGACGAAACCUGCUGCAGACCAGAAGUUUCUAGGAUACUGCCGAAAGGUUGAAAAAAUUCUGUUGUCCUCUUCAGGCAACUUUGACCUUUGGGUUUGUCUAUCCCAUGAGGAACUCAAGCAGAAAUUAUGAACAUGGCCCAUUUUCCAAAUCAUUCUGUGCUAAGUGGUCUUGUAGCUGUCUUCUUCCUUCAGCUGCUCACGGUGAUCUCAGCUCAUUUUACUGUGAUUGCACAUACUGAGCCUCUUCUGGUAAUGGCAGGGGAAGAUGCCAUGUUACAUUGUCACCUCUUUCCUAAGAAAAGUGCUGAGCAAAUGGAAGUGAGGUGGUUCCGUUCUCAUUUCUCUCCAGCUGUUUAUAUAUAUAAAUAUGGGAAAGAAAGAGAUGAAGAACAAAUGGAAGAAUAUCGAGGCAGAACAACAUUUGUGAGAGAUAAUAUUAAAGCUGGAAAUGUUGCUCUGAAAAUACACAAUGUCACAGUUUUUGAAAAUGGAAGGUAUCACUGCUAUUUCCAAGAAGGCAGAUCAUAUGAAGAGGCCUUUAUAGACUUGAAAGUGGCAAGUAUGGGCUCAGAUCCCUUCAUUAAAAUUAUAGGUUAUGAAUAUGGAUGGAUACAACUAGAAUGUACAUCAUCUGGAUGGUACCCACAACCUUGGGUAGAGUGGAGAAAUCUUACGGAACAUACAAUUCCAUCCUUGGAGGAACAUCUGGCUCCCAGUGAAGAUGGGAUGUUUGUUGUGAAUUUGUCUGUGGUUAUCACAGAUCACACAAUAGUUAAGGUGUUCUGUUCCAUUAAAAAUCCCCUUCUCAGCCAAGAGUUGUUGACAAUGAUGUAUAUUCCAGAAACUGUUUGGGUCUCUACUUCUAUGCCCUCUGAGAGCCCUUCUGAGCUCCUAGAUCCAACAACUCCUGGACCUGAAAAGGUUUCUACCUGGAUGGUUGCUCUUGUGGCCUUGCUUGCUACUGGACUUUUUAUUACUUGUAGUUUUUACUUGUAUUUCAUAUGGAACCGACACAGGAGGAAAAAGACACUAUUUAUAGAAAAAGAAAUCGAAUGUGAAGAAAAAGAGAAAGAAUAUGAUGAAAGGGGGCAAGAACAUAUGGGAAAAGAGGGAUCGAGCAACCUGACAGGAUGGAGAAGGACCCAGUUACAUGCUGCUGAUGUGACUCUGGAUCAAAACACAGCUCAUCCUGAACUCUACCUCUCUUGGAAUUUGAGAAGUGUGAUACGAGGGAACACACGGCAAGAUCUACCUGACAACCCUGAGAGAUUUGACUGUAGACCUUGUGUUCUUGGUCAUGAAAGCUUCACCUCAGGGAGACAUUACUGGGAAGUGGAGGUAUCAGAUGUCAUGGUGUGGGCCCUUGGAGUCUGCAGAGAAAAUUCUGAGCGAAAGGGGGAGGCCCUACUAAUACCUCAAAAUGGAUUCUGGGUUAUUGAAUUGUUUGGAAAUAGAUACCAGGCCCUUACCUCCCCUGAUAUCCUCCUCCCUUUGCCUGAGCAACUCCACCGGGUGGGAAUUUUCUUGGAUUAUGAGGCUGGAGAUGUAUCUUUCUACAAUAUGAUUGGCAGAUCCCACAUCUAUACUUGCCCUCGCACCUCUUUCUCUGGACCUCUCAGGCCUUUCUUCAGACUUGGCUCUGAUGACAAUCCUUUGGUUAUCUGCCCAGCAUUCACUGGAGCUGAGGGAAUCACUGUGCCAGAGAGUGGCCUAAUCCUUUAUAGAAGACCUCACUGACCCUUUGAUGAUGAUGAAAGGAUUGCCUUUAGUCUCUGGGCUUCAAUUGCUUAUUAAAGUUAUUUUAUCAUAUACCUUUUUAAUCUGUUCAGAUCUUUUAAGAAAGAUUCCCUUUCCUUCUUUCCUUUUUACUCUGACCUUCUUCCCCACCUUGUUUCCUUCCUGAGCUAUAAGUGCUUCCAUAAUCUAACUGCUUUCCUAUUUCUAAUAAGGUAAGCAGGCUUGUGAACAUUAUGAUUCAGUUGCACAAGAAAUUUCUUAGCCAUGCAGGGAGAUAUGUUGGGGAGAAGAGGGAUAGUGAAGGGAAGAAGAGGCAAACUUUAAAGUUGCUAAACUGAGAUAGGGAUCGAAAAGAUCAAAAGAAAAGACAACAGAAUCAGAAUUUGGGUUCUGGAUGAAACAUCAGUGAUUGACGGGGGAAUAAAAACAUAGAACCUCUUAGAAAUAAAGAAAGGAGAAAGAUUAGAGACUUAGUUCAACUUUGUUGGGCAUAGGAAUAGAGAUCUUGGAAAGAUGUGAAAUCAAUAGUGUCAGCUAUGAUUCUAGAACCAUUCUUUAAAAUUUUAAUUUGAUCCUAUAUCCGCCUUAAACCAAAGGUCUAUAAUCUGACUUCAAGAGAUCUAUGGAUAGAUUCAAGUGGUCCAUGAACCUGGGGGGGAAAAUACAUUUUUGUUUCAAUAUAAUUUAUUUCUUUUAUAAUAUUAUAUAUUUUGUUUUAUGCAUUUAAAAAUAUCAUCCUGAAAAAAGGGGUUCAUAGGCUUCAUGAGAUUGUUGGGUGAAUGAAGUUUAAGAAUCACUACCCUAAAACUAUUAGUCCUACAUUUCCCAGUAGCUAUGAGCUCCAUAGUAAAGGAACCUCAUCUUUAUAGCUCCCCAGAAACUAAGAAAAAUGUUUUUGAAAAAAAUAUGAAGGAUUUGAUAAAUCUCAGCUAGGACUGUUGUAACUUAAAAUGUAAGAAGGAAAGUUUCUGGAUAACAAUUCAGGAAUCAGGAGAAUGCCAUAAUCUAUCUCUGAGACACAAAAGUGUCUUUCAUAGCUUCUGACCUUAUGAGUAUACUCUGGUCCUCACUGCAUAAGUCUGGCUGCUAUGUCAUCCCCUCAGGAAUUCACAAAAUAACCCUGACGUAGUUUUCUAUGCCACUGGCUCAAGCUUCCAUUACCAUGCUGACAUCAUUGUUAGGAGCCAGUACCUAGUCUCUCAUUUCCACUGAUAGGCUUUUACAAAAAAGUAUAGUUACUUCAGAGUUACAAGGGGAAAAAAAGCAUGCAAAUACCCUUCCCACUCUAAUACCUUGACAGCAUACUAUCUCUAUACCACCUUGAUCUGGGUAUGGGGAGGAAUAAGCUCAACUUAGUAUAUACUUCCUAUAUAAAUUGAUUCCAAGUUCAUGUCCAGGUGUAGUAUAACUGCCAAAUAAAGCACUGGGCUAGAGUCACAAAAACACUAAGUAGCUCUUCUGGUUCCCCAAGAUAUUGAUACUACACUAGCUAUAGAUCUUAUAUUCUGGAAUAUCAAGAUUACCAGAUCAUCUUUCAAAUUCAUUAGGUCAUGAGAGUCAUUCCUUUCAUCUAGAACAAAUGCAGAGGCCAAGAACAGAGGCCCAUUUCCCAGGGACCAUGCGGGCUCAUAGGGGAGAAAGUCUCAGCCCAGAAACUAUGAGGAGUCAUCAAAAUCCGCCAACAACAAAGUUUUCAUGAUUGACUAACUAGGACUAGUUAAAAAAUACCUGAUUUCUCCAAGACACUUCUUUUUCAACAUCGCAACUUUUUUUUUAAACCAAAGACUAUGACAUAUUUAUUUUGUGCUCCACCUAAUUAUUUUCCUUUAUGUAUUUCUAUCACAACUAUCAAUCCAUUCAUUCCCAGGGUCUAAGGAAGAAAGAAGAGAAAAGAAAAAAAAUAAAGGAGAGGAAGGAGAGGAAGGAGAGAGAGAGAGAGAGAGAGAGAGAGAGAGAGAGAGAGAGAGAAAGGAUCAUUAAAGAAUGAUUUUUUAAUGCAGAGAAUAGAACAGAAAGAAGUCCACAGAGAAGUAUAGACAAAAACAACCCUGAAAGCUACAGAUUGAACCAUAUAUUAUAGUUCUGCAGUUUCAUGUACUACUCUUCCCCAGCUUUCUCAACAAUGUUCCCACACUAGGUACCUUCUUGCCCUCCCCUCUCCUGUUUUCCAACUUCGUUUUAAUUCCUCAUUUUAAUGUAAGCACCUUAAAGGCAGAUAUGGUCUUUCUGCUUGUAUUUGUUUUAUAGAACUGUAUCUAGUAUGCACUUAAUACAUUUUGUUGAUUUUUUUUUUACAUUCUAUUAGGUAUUUGGAAAUGCUUAUUUUAUUUUAUAUUUAUUAAGUUCAGAAUAAAAAUAAAUUUUUAGAAAAGUAACAUAAUGACACAAUUUUUGAGAGGACAGUGAAAGUAUGGGAGGGAUAAAUUUUGACCUUGAGUCAAAAUAUAUAGGACUUUGAUGAAAUAAAACCAUAGAAUUGUAUGUUAAAUCCAGGAAGGAUUUCAAAAUUUAAUUUUUAGUUAAGAUGAACCUGAAAUUCUUCCUAUGGAAAUAGCAGCUCCUGCAGGCUACUCAAAUCCUAAGCUGUAA
Molecule: messenger RNA, 4383 nt
Organism: Sarcophilus harrisii (Tasmanian devil)
Lineage: Eukaryota; Metazoa; Chordata; Mammalia; Dasyuromorphia; Dasyuridae
Product: butyrophilin subfamily 2 member A2
Exons: 7
Coding region: 184-1794 (536 amino acids)
Biological process (GO): T cell receptor signaling pathway; regulation of cytokine production
Cellular component (GO): external side of plasma membrane
Molecular function (GO): signaling receptor binding
Source: RefSeq, a predicted model, not a curated record